CUUCUCCAACGGUCCAGCACACGCACUACGACGCAUAUCCUACUUGCUGUGUGGUGGUUUGUAUACGUGUAGGACCCCGUGGUCCAGUGCGGGAAGCCGGGCUGAGGUUUAAUUUAAGAUAACCCCCCGUUCGUCUGUCCAGUCCAAAGUCGUCUUACCUCCCUUUUGCCUGCUCAUACUUACCUCCGAGCGUCACUUCCAAGCUGCAGCUCGAUAGGCCCUGCGUAUUUCCUCCAAAGUUCUCCCGCUGCCUGCCACACGCACACUUGUUGCUCCCGCCUUGCUGUCAUUUGGUUCGCGCCAAACUUUAACACGGGCAUCCGUCAUCGCUUGUCAACUUGAUCGCGAUAGCUUCCGCCGCUUUCCAACAGCUACAUCGAAAUCUCACUUCCUCUUCAAUUCCCGAUUGGUUCUUCCGUUUCGAAUCCUUCGGCCUGCUCUUCGUCUAUUUGUCCGAGGGCUCUUGCAUCCGUGCUCCAAAUAUCCCACCUCCCCUUUGAUUUAAACGCCCAGGCGAUUCGACGCCAGCCAACGACGGCAAAGAUGAAGGCCAUGAAGGGGCUUAGCGUUAAUCGCAUGAUGAGCACCAUCAAGAAGCGAACGACGAACAGCUUCAGUGGACCCAGUGAUGCGUCGGCGUCGUCGGACCCGCAGAGCGAGGCUCCCGAAGCUAUCGCUGCACGCAGCGUGAGACAAUUUUGCGAGUCUGGGGGGCCUAAUGCCCAGGGUGAUGAAGUACUCUACCUCCCGCCCAUCGUCGAUGCCGCCGAGUCCUCCCCGGCCGCCGCCGCCGAGUGCGCGCGGGUCAUCCGGAAAUACCUCUCAAAGGACAACCAUGCCAAAGCCUCGUGGCAGUACAAUGCCAUCAUGUUGAUUCGCAUCUUGACCGACAACCCCGGCCCGACUUUCACGCGCAACAUGGACAAGAAGUUUACAGAUACGGUCAAGGAACUCUACCGAUCUACGCACGACCCCAGCGUCAAACAAAUACUGUCGGAGACGUUGGAUACCUUUGAGGCCACCAAAUCCGACGACCAAGGCCUUGGCGAGCUGAUCUCCAUGUGGAAGAAGGAGAAAGAGCGCAGUUACAAGCAAUAUGGUGUAGGACCGCUUCCGAGCCGACCCCUCCUAUCUGCCCAACUGACAUACAUGCUCCUUCAGAAGCCAAGGCAAUCCAUGACCGGCCCCGAGCCUAGGACCAUGAAUGUACCCGCAAUCGACUCCCAUUCCCAGAACUACUUCGCUCGAAACCAUACCAACCGGACCUUGCCCAGCCCCGUGGAACUCGCGAGCAGACUGGAGGAAGCGCGAACUUCCGCCAAGCUGCUGUCGCAAGUCGUGGUCAACACUCCCCCUCAGGAGGUCAUCAACAAUGACCUAAUCAAGGAAUUCGCCGAUAGAUGUCAGAGCGCCUCACGAAGUAUACAAAUGUACAUGGUGGCAGAGAACCCGUCCCCCGACAACGACACGAUGGAGCACCUGAUCGAUACGAAUGAGCAACUCCAGUCGGCACUCAACCAGCAUCAAAGGGCCGUUCUUGGCGCUCGGAAGCAACUUGGCAUCGGUCCACGGUCCGAUAACACGAGUCCCGUCAGUCCCCAGGCGGCUGAAUACCAGCAUCCAACUCGUCCACAAGACCAGCACUCCAACCCGCCACAGGAAUGGCAGCAGGCACAAUCGUCCUCUUCUAGUUCGACGCCGGCACCUCCUUUGCCAACGAGGCCAGCUGAAGCUAAUGGCAAGGGAAAGGCUUCGGAAUCAUUCGCACCGCCUGCCGGUCCUCCGCCAAAAGCGCAACAGCAACCUCUGACCGAAGACCCCUUCAGGGACCCCCAUUCAGAGACCAACUAUUCUUCUUGGAGCAGACCCGGAGGAUCCGGCAGCGCAGUGGAACUCUCGGGUGAAGAGCCGCGUCUGGCUUUCGAGCCCUACCACCCAGGCUUCAGCUCCACCCCAAGCUAUCUGGGACGGCAAGACAGUGCUCUUGGCAAGGUUACGAUGCACGGCGCCGAUGCCGCUGCAACGCUUGGUCCCCUGAGCGGUAAUUCGAUCCAAACUGUCGACCUCAGAAACCGUCAGGAGACGCUCCACGAAGAUUCAGACGACGACCUUUAUGAAUCUACCCCCAAGAGCUCCAAAAAGAAAGACCCAGUGUCCAGAUAUUGAUUGGUCUUGGGUUCUAGAAUGAUGGGGUAUUUUCUUCUUCUACAUCUGUUUUGCUUUUGGCGGCAUUUCGGCCAACCUCAAGUUCUACAGCACGUCGGGUUUAAGCGUCUGUUUGCGAUGUCAUUGCAGGUAGGGAAAGGCCUACCUGCUUGAUGAAUAUGAUUGCAAUCACUGGUAUAAGCAUUAGUAAAACACGGCGUCUGGCCAGGGAACCCUGAUAGAAACCAGCCCGUUCACUUUUCUACCAGUUUUUCUUUCUCCAUUUCUUGUCAGUAGCUCCAUUUACUUGGUACACAAACUUUGAUAAGCCAUGAUUGGAACUUUUUCGCGACC
Molecule: messenger RNA, 2499 nt
Organism: Colletotrichum destructivum
Lineage: Eukaryota; Fungi; Ascomycota; Sordariomycetes; Glomerellales; Glomerellaceae
Product: Putative VHS domain, GAT domain, GAT domain superfamily protein
Exons: 4
Coding region: 544-2166 (540 amino acids)
Molecular function (GO): phosphatidylinositol binding; ubiquitin binding
Source: RefSeq, a predicted model, not a curated record